Molecule: messenger RNA, 1873 nt
Organism: Portunus trituberculatus (swimming crab)
Lineage: Eukaryota; Metazoa; Arthropoda; Malacostraca; Decapoda; Portunidae
Product: RNA polymerase II-associated protein 3-like
Exons: 10
Coding region: 48-1715 (555 amino acids)
Molecular function (GO): protein binding
Source: RefSeq, a predicted model, not a curated record
AUCAAUGGCAACCCUACCGUGCCGCAAACGUGAAGUAAACACGCAAGAUGGACAGAGGUGUACAGUCGUCACUUAUCCUUCAGAAAAAUUUAAAAGACAACACGGAGGAGCUGCAUGACUUCCUGGCAGACCUGAAGAACUGGGAAAAGGAGAUGAAGGAGGUGGACCAGAGGCUGGCCAGUCAGUCCAGUAGUAAAGACAAGGCAAACAGUGACGAGAGCCCCACAGCUCACCCUGUGCGGUCAAAAAGCCACCAGGGCUCAGCCAAGUCCAUCUUGAAACAGACGGAGAACAACAAACAAGUGGAGAUGAACAAGCAGAUGGAGAACAAUAAACAAACGAUAAUGAAUGACAAAAACAACAAGAAAAACACAAAGAGGCUGCCUUGUGACUAUGCUGCAUGGGACAAAUUUGACGUGGACAAGGCUCUGCAAUCAUCGUCAUCAGAGGAGGAGAAGGAGGAGGAAAAGGAGGAACACAAGCAGCCUAGCCCAAAGACCACACCACCUGUCAAUAUCCUACCAGCGAAUAAGAAAGAACGUGCCACUGCUCUGAAGGAGGAGGGCAACAAACUAUACAGCAAGGGACGCCUGGAAGAUGCUGUGGCCAAGUACACACAAGGAAUGGCCCUUGACCCCACCAAUCCCCUGCUCCCGGCCAACAGGGCCAUGGCGUACAUCAAGUUGAAGAAGUACACAGCAGCAGAGGCUGAUUGUAACAGGUGUCUGAAGCUGGACUGUGACUACAUCAAGGGGUACCUGCGCAGGGCCACUGCACGACUCAACCUUGGCAAGGAGGAGCUGGCACGACGGGAUUGUCUCAAGGUGUUGGAGAUGGAGCCAGGCAAUAAGGAAGCCAAGAGGGAACUCGAAAGGUUACGUGGCAUGGCAAGCAGCCGAGAGGAGAAUAAGACAAGCACAGAACAAGAGGUUAAGAACAAUAGACUUGGGAAGGAGAAGGUUGCUCAAGAUGCCCCAGAGACAAAGAAGGAAGGAGUGGCUGCUGGUAAGGGAAAUGAACAGAGCGAGGCAGUACAGGCAACUUCCCACAAGAGGAAAGAAAAUGGGAAAAAGAUGAAGAUUAUUGAAGUCAAUAGUAGUCAGGAGGACAAAGCACCACCCAAAGCCAACCAGAUCCUGCCCAUUGUGAAGCCACCUCAUCUCAGGUCUAAGAAGCCACUGAGAAGGAUACCUGUUAAGGACAUUGGCACAUGGGAGGACAUGAAGAAGAAGCCUGUGGUGGAGGCAAAAAUGGCUGACACCAGUGGGGGUGGUGGUGGUCAGCAGGACAAGACCAAGGAAAGGAAGGCAGCAUCACCCACAAAGACAUCAGCGUUGGUGAGCAGUAAACCAUUUGUGCCAUCAGUGCCAAAAACUUCACACCAGUUCACCCAAGACUGGCAUCGACUCUCAAACCAAACAGAGGCAGCCUGUGAAUAUCUUAAGAUGAUUCCUCCAGCCUUCUUCCGCACUGUUGACCUGGAGACUGGUAUGUUGGUGGAGGUAGCAAAGGUUCUGUUGAGAGAGGAAGUGUCACCUUCUUUGGCAGCUCAGUACCUCUCUGCCCUCUCAGUGUCACAUGGCUUCUCCAUCAAUCUCAUGUUCCUGGAAGCUGACCAUAAGCAAGUUUUUCUCAAUUUGACUUCAAAAUGCCAGCAAGUUGAAGAUCACAGAACAAAGAUGGAGGAGCUCAAGGCAGCCAUUGAGUCAUCUUAGGAAGGAUCGGCACUCCAGUAUUUGCUCAUCACCGCUGCAAGUUAAUUUCCUCACGCAUCACACUUGUAAAUCAGAGCAUUUUUUUUUUCUUUUUACAUCCUUCUGGAUCAUCAUUGAACCACUAUGAAUUAUUUGCCUUAAUAAACAUUCAAAGUAAA